CUCUGAACACGUUUUCCUUCUUGACACCGGCACUUCCCAGAAUCCUCUACGCCGUGACGCCACUUCCGUUACCCACCAGCCCCUCCGGUGUUUGGCUGCUAGCUGUUUCUGCUGCUACACGAGCAGUUGGUGAAUCCAUCACUGGUGCAGAGAUCCAGCUGUCACCAUGGGUGAAAGAAAAGGAACAAACAAAUACUACCCUCCAGAUUUUGAUCCAGCCAAGCACGGAUCCCUCAAUGGCUACCAUGGAACUCACGCUCUACGAGAGAGGGCCAGGAAACUGUCCCAGGGCAUCCUCAUCAUCAGGUUUGAGAUGCCCUACAACAUCUGGUGUGACGGCUGCAAAAAUCAUAUUGGCAUGGGGGUCCGUUACAAUGCUGAGAAGAAGAAAGUGGGGAACUACUACACCACGCCAAUCUACAGGUUUAGGAUGAAGUGUCAUCUGUGCGUCAACUACAUCGAGAUGCAGACCGACCCGGCGACCUGCGACUAUGUGAUAGUAAGCGGAGCAAACAGGAAGGAGGAGCGCUGGGACAUGGCUGAUAACGAGCAGAUCCUCACCACAGAGAGGACAGAGAAGGAGAAACUGGAGACUGAUGCCAUGUUCAAACUCGACCACGGUGGGAAAGACAAGGAGAAGCUUAAGAAGGCUCUGCCCUCUCUGUCGGAGAUCCAAGAAUACCAGUCCACCUGGAAGGACGACUUCCAGCUCAACAGCAGCCUCCGCAGGAAGUUCAGGACGGAGAAGAAAGUUAUAGCUGAGCAGGAGGAGACGGAUAACGCGGUGAGGAUGAGGACCAACCUGUCCAUCCCACUGCUGCCAGAGAAGGAGGAGGACAAGAGACUGGCAGCGCUGCUCACCUACCAGGCGCCUGACUCCUACGAUGACAAGCAGCACAGCAAGAGGAAAGAGAUCUCCACUCGUUCUUGGUUCAGCGCACCUUCAGCCUCACCUGGAGGUGCUGCAGGUAGUCUGCUCCAGAAGCUCGGCCUGCAGGGGAAAGAAGCAGCGGUGGCCAAAGCGCUGAGCUCCUCACCAAGCACCCUGAUCCGCAAACGCACAGGAGGACCGGGAGUCAAAUCUGAGCCCUGUGCCACCAUCACUCGCAGACGGUCGCAUCCUGAAACCAACACGUGUAAUGGAGAGAUUUCUAAGGUCUCUCAGAAGGAGGAAGACCAAAGUUCAUCACCAACACAGGUGGAACAGGAGGUAACAGGGACACAUGACAGUGGCUCCAUGGAGACACAUGUUAGAACUACAGAGGAAGGACUGACAAACGGGAAGGACUCUGGGAAAGAGAAAGAGAAGGAGCAGGACAGAAGUUUAGGAGCUGUCACAUCUCUCGUGGCGGACUACAGUGACUCAGAUUCAGACUCGGGACAGUGAGUCUGGGUGAGAAAAUAAAUGGGACUGUUUGUUUUCAGUGAAUGGAGGUCAAUGUGUCAUUUUGUGAGAGUGACAAGAGAUCUGCUGUAACCUGUCAUGGUUAACUCGCCCGUCUGCUCACAGUGGAAAUAUUCUGAUUUCUGAAAUGUGUGAAUUUUAAUAUGAAGUUUGGUUCUUCGCCGAAUGUAACCUAGUGAAUGUGUUAUACUGAUGUUCAAACCUGUUAGGAGUGUAACAACUUCAGUUCUGAGUAGAAAACCAAUCAAAUUGUGGAUUGAGUUGUAAAAAUCAAAGGCGAGAUUUUUACUUUUUUUUUCUUUCCACACUCGCCGAGUGAAGAAAUACAAAAAGGAUGCUGAUGUUUUGCAGGUGAGGAAACUCAUGUUGUUUCUAUUUUUGUGUUUAACAGUAAAAAUGUUUUCAUUACAUUGUAAAUAAAUUAUUUAAAUUUGACCAUACAGAGAAGAAUAUCACGGUUGAUACCAGGUAGCAUCCUUUUUAACGAAGAACUUGAAAAUGGAAGUGACAGUUGUCAGGCUGUGAAUUUCGAUCUUUAUACAUCAUAACUGGUGAGUCUUGCCACGGCAAAAAAGGUCUAUAAAUUAAAGAUUAGAUGGAACCGUGACUUCAAAAUUGGAAGCAAAAUUGUGGAUUCAUGGAUUUGGAGAAUAGUGACACAUUGUACGACCUGGUAAUAAUUAAUCCUUUGUGCAAACACUACAGACACAUCUGACCCCCACAUAUGUGUUCAGAUGACAGACCUGUCUGGCACUUGGUAGAAUAAAAUGCAAAAGUGUAAAAUA
Messenger RNA from Acanthopagrus latus (yellowfin seabream), 2190 nucleotides. RefSeq names its product coiled-coil domain containing 130 (gene yju2b). The coding region runs from base 167 to 1387 and encodes 406 amino acids. The record is from RefSeq and is a predicted model, not a curated record. NCBI's taxonomy places the organism in Eukaryota, Metazoa, Chordata, Actinopteri, Spariformes, Sparidae. Gene Ontology annotation, cellular component: U2-type spliceosomal complex; post-mRNA release spliceosomal complex. Gene Ontology annotation, biological process: mRNA splicing, via spliceosome. The transcript has 10 exons.